Molecule: messenger RNA, 809 nt
Organism: Coffea eugenioides
Lineage: Eukaryota; Viridiplantae; Streptophyta; Magnoliopsida; Gentianales; Rubiaceae
Product: 40S ribosomal protein S19-3-like
Exons: 4
Coding region: 101-532 (143 amino acids)
Biological process (GO): ribosomal small subunit assembly; translation
Cellular component (GO): cytosolic small ribosomal subunit; ribosome
Molecular function (GO): structural constituent of ribosome; RNA binding
Source: RefSeq, a predicted model, not a curated record
AACCCUAACUCCCCAAAUCCGUAACCCUUAACGCAGCCCCAGUUGCAGCGCUCGGAGAGCCUCGCCUAAGCCGCCGCCGCUGCCGCCGCCGAGAAGGAAAAUGGAGUCGGCGAGGACCGUGAAAGAUGUUUUUCCUCAAGAGUUCGUCAAGGCUUACGCCGCUCACCUCAAGCGAUCCGGCAAGAUUGAGCUUCCACCUUGGACUGAUAUUGUGAAGACUGGUACACUUAAAGAGCUUGCACCUUAUGACCCUGAUUGGUACUACAUUAGAGCUGCUUCUAUGGCAAGGAAAAUCUAUCUGCGGGGAGGUCUUGGUGUUGGUGCCUUUCGCAGGAUUUAUGGUGGUAGCAAGAGGAAUGGCAGUCGUCCACCCCAUUUUGGGAAGAGCAGUGGUUCUGUAGCUCGUCACAUUCUUCAACAAUUGCAGGCCAUGAAAUUAGUUGACCAUGAUCCCAAGGGUGGAAGGAGAAUCACAUCGAAUGGCCAGAGAGAUCUUGAUCAAGUUGCUGGAAGAAUUGCUGUAGCUCAUUAAUGGAAUUCAGAUUUGGUGACCUCAUGAACACCUCAAAUACUUGUGUCCAUGACCCCAGAUGUUUGUUCCAUUUGUAGAUUCAGCAUACUUCAGAAUCAUAUUAAAUUUCGGGUUUAAAGGGAAGAAUUCUUGAAUGUGCGACCCGAUUUUGACCGUGCAACUUUUCCCUUACAAUUUGAUAACAGUGGUUACUUUUGCGUGGUUUCUUAGCUGCUUUUCUGUCUGAUGCAUUAUUUUAUCCGCCGCCAUUAUGAAAUGGAAUUUGUCUUCUAUGAAA